GAGCACAGCACGUGAAGCCAAGAUGAGGGCGUUAAAAUAUUCAGAGAAAAAGCUGCUCAAGCACACAGACUUUAUAAAAUGGGACGUCGACAAUAAUUUGCAGGAAGUGAAAAUAAUGAGGAAAUACAUGAUUCAGAAAAGAGAAGAUUAUACACAGUACAACAAAAUGUCCCGUGAGAUCCGUGAAUUAGCCAACAAGAUCAAGGACUUGGACCCAAAAGACCCCUACAGAGUGGAGGCCAGUGGCAAAUUGAUGGAGAAAUUAUAUGCUAUGGGACUCAUCCCAACCAAGUGGAACCUACAGUUCUGCAAUCGCAUUACUGCCUCUGCCUUCUGCCGAAGACGUUUGCCAUGUGUCAUGGUGAGAAGCAGGAUGGUCCAGGACUUGCGUUCAGCCAUUACCUUCAUUGAACAGGGACACAUUCGGGUUGGGGCAGAAGUGGUGAAAGAUCCUGCCUUCCUUGUCACCAGGAACCUAGAGGAUUAUGUGACAUGGGUCAAGACAUCAGCCAUUAGAAGACACAUCAAGGAAUAUAAUGAAGAGAGAGACGAUUAUGAUCUUAACAACUGCUAGAUGUUUGUUUUUAUUUUACCUAAAAUAAGAUUGUAUUUUGAAUAGAGAAAUUAAUGUUA
Penaeus monodon (black tiger shrimp) is the source of this 633-nucleotide messenger RNA. Its product is annotated as U3 small nucleolar ribonucleoprotein protein IMP3-like. The transcript has 5 exons. Lineage: Eukaryota; Metazoa; Arthropoda; Malacostraca; Decapoda; Penaeidae. Bases 23 to 574 code for a protein of 183 amino acids. The record is from RefSeq and is a predicted model, not a curated record. Gene Ontology annotation, biological process: rRNA processing. Gene Ontology annotation, cellular component: small ribosomal subunit; Mpp10 complex; small-subunit processome. Gene Ontology annotation, molecular function: snoRNA binding; rRNA binding; structural constituent of ribosome.